CUUUCAAGACGAUAAGGCCUGUCAUACAAAGUCUGUGUUUCCCGCCUACCGUGGCAAACAUUCAGAAAGGUCUGUUUAUCCAAGAACUGUUCAUCCGGCCUGGUGGAAUGCUCAAGGCUGGGGGCAAGUAUCACAUUGAUUGAAAUUCCCGAGCGAAGCACACACAUAAAUUCCUUCUGUGCCGCUACUUCUCACUGGAGCCCGUGAACAUGCUGCCAGGUCUGAAGGUCCUUCUGUUCCUCACCCUGCAUCUCCUGCAGGCCGUCAAAGGCUCCAUGGUCCAUCUCAACAACAAUGGAUACGAGGGUGUGGUCAUUGCAAUUAACCCCAGUGUGCCAGAGGAUGAAAGGCUUAUCCCAAGCAUAAAGGAAAUGGUAACUCAAGCCUCCACCUACCUGUUUGAAGCCACCAAAAGAAGAUUUUAUUUCAGGAACAUAAGCAUACUAGUCCCGAUGACCUGGAAGUCAAAAUCUGAGUACUUACUACCAAAACGAGAAUCGUUUGACAAAGCAGACGUCAUAGUUGCUGAUCCUUAUGCGACAUCCACAGACUUUCCCUACACCCUUCAAUACGGACAGUGUGGGCAAAGAGGAAAGUACAUACAUUUCACUCCAAACUUCCUACUCACUGAUAACUUGAACAUCUUCGGACCUCGAGGCAGAGUCUUUGUCCAUGAGUGGGCCCAUCUCCGGUGGGGAGUAUUUGAUGAGUAUAACAACCACCAGCCUUUCUACAUGUCUGGAAAGAACUCUCUGGAAGCAACAAGGUGUUCCACCGACAUCACUGGCACCAAUGAGGUCAAAGAGUGUCAGAGUGACAGGUGUGUCACAAGGGCGUGCGGGCGUGACUCGAAGACAGGGCUGUAUGAACCCAAAUGUGGAUUUAUCCCAGACAAACUUCAGACUGCCAGGGCCUCCAUCAUGUUCAUGCAAAAUCUCAAUUCUGUGGUUGAAUUUUGCACAGAAAAAAACCACAACACAGAAGCCCCAAACCUACAAAACAAAAUGUGCGGUCGCAGAAGCACGUGGGACAUAAUCAAGGAGUCUGCUGACUUUCAGAAUGCCCCGCCCAGGACAGGAACGGAAGCCCCUCCUCCACCUACAUUUUCAUUGCUGCAGUCCAGAUGGCAAGUGGUCUGCUUGGUGCUGGAUAAAUCCAGAAGCAUGGACUCAGUAAGACACUAUAUGCUGGAUGUCUUAUUACAGUUGGAAAGCAAAGCCUUCAAUAUUGGAGCAGGGACAUGGAUAAAUGGUACAGUACCUGUGGACAGUACUGUUGGCAAUGACACAUUCUUUGUUAUUACCUGGACAGUACAAAAGCCAGAAAUUAUUCUUCGAGAUCCAAAAAGAAAAAAAUAUACAACCUCAGACUUCCAAGACAAUAAACUGAAAAUCCGGUCUGCCCGGCUUCAAAUACCAGGCACAGCAGAGACAGGUACUUGGACUUACAGCCUCUUCAAUAAGGGUGUCAAGUCUCAGUUACUCACAGUGACAGUCACCACUCGAGCAAGAAGUCCCACCGUGCCCCCAGUCAUCGCCACCGCUCACAUGAGUCAGAGCACAGCCCAGUACCCUAGCCCGAUGAUUGUGUACGCACGGGUCAGCCAAGGGUUUUUGCCUGUUCUGGGAGCCAGUGUCUCAGCCAUCAUAGAACCUGAAAAUGGAAAUCAAGUCACCCUGGAGCUCUGGGACAAUGGGGCAGGUGCUGAUACUGUUAAAAAUGAUGGCAUCUACACAAGAUAUUUUACAGAUUACCACGGAAAUGGUAGAUACAGCUUAAAGGUCCAUGUUCAGGCAAGAAAAAACAAAGCCAGACUAAGCUUAAGACAAAAUAACAAGGCUUUAUAUAUACCCGGCUACGUCGAAAACGGUAAAAUUGUACUGAACCCACCCAGACCUGAAGUCCCAGAGGAAGCAGCAGAGGCUGCAGUGAAAGAAGACUUCAGCAGACUCACCUCUGGAGAGUCGUUCACUGUGUCUGGAGCGCCCCCUGGUGGCGAACAUGCCCACGUGUUCCCACCCAGUAAAGUCACAGACCUGGAGGCAGAGUUUACAGAAGACCAUCUCCACCUUACAUGGACGGCCCCUGGCAGGGUCCUCGAUAAAGGAAGAGGUGAGUCUCAUGGAGAAAUUUAAAGUUUCUAAAUGAAA
Mastomys coucha (southern multimammate mouse) is the source of this 2150-nucleotide messenger RNA. Its product is annotated as calcium-activated chloride channel regulator 3A-1-like. The record is from RefSeq and is a predicted model, not a curated record. Bases 210 to 2135 code for a protein of 641 amino acids. NCBI's taxonomy places the organism in Eukaryota, Metazoa, Chordata, Mammalia, Rodentia, Muridae. The transcript has 10 exons.